Tachyglossus aculeatus (Australian echidna) is the source of this 1629-nucleotide messenger RNA. RefSeq names its product killer cell lectin-like receptor subfamily B member 1. The record is from RefSeq and is a predicted model, not a curated record. The transcript has 9 exons. NCBI's taxonomy places the organism in Eukaryota, Metazoa, Chordata, Mammalia, Monotremata, Tachyglossidae. Bases 423 to 1085 code for a protein of 220 amino acids.
GAGUGAGCUGAUUGGACAUUAAAGUGUUGCAGUAAAAGACAUUGUUCUCUGUCCAACAACCAAGAGGCCCACUUUGACUUCGCUACAGACCCAGGACUUCAGUUCCAGAGUUGGAUGAAACCAGCAAGCAUUUCCCCAUCAGAUAUAAAACCCCACCAAACACUCACAGCUGAGGAUCAAAAGUGAAGCCAUCCACCCAGGACCAGGUCCCCUCCAGGGAGAAGACGUUCAGGCCGAUCCAAAAGAACAUCCCAUCUUCAAUCUGACUCAGUAUGAAAUCCUGCCAAGGAGAUGCCAACACAGCUAGGAUUUGAUAGGAAGGAAUAGGAUCAUCACACCAGGCUUCAGAGUUGCCCCUUUCACCUUUGGGUGAUUGAGAUAACCCAAGGCUGCCUGGAGAACCGACUUUUCAUCCUCCAGCCAUGGAUAGAAAUGGGUUGGUCUACGCUGAUUUGAACUUCCUGGAAGAACCUUCACCCUCCAGACCGCCACACCCAUGCCAGCCCCAGGGCUCCUUUCAGGAUUCCUCAGCGCAUCUGACUGUUCUGAAAUUAUUAGCUUCUGGAAUCAUUAUACUCAUUGCAGCUGUGAUAGGGCUGAGCACCUGGGUUAUUUACCUAAGAAGUUUCUCUUCAAGCAAAAUUCAAGCCGGUUGUAAUUAUCUAAACAACGCAAACACUACAAACUCCAGCUCCGCAGAUGCUGAGCCACAAAACUGCCCUUCCCAGUGGAAGUUUCACCAAGGGAAAUGCUAUCUAUUUUCCAGAGGGGAGAAAAACUGGGCUGAGAGUCAAGCAGAUUGCACAGAGAAGGAGUCAAGUAUGGUGUUGAUUCAAGAUGUACGUGACCUGGAAUUUGUACAGAACACGAUCCUCACAGGAGCCAUGUUUUGGAUUGGACUCAGAGCUUCCUCCUCGGGGACGGCCUGGACAUGGAUUGACCAUUCUCCAUAUAACCAGUCUCUGUUCGCCAUCACAGGGGGCCCAAAUGUGGACUUCUGUGUUCAGCUGUCAAAGAGAGGAGUUUAUUCGGACAGCUGUGAAAGUGAAAUUAACUGGAUUUGCCAGAAAAAUGUUUCGUCUUAACACCAUGUGAGUGUCCUGUAAGUUGGAUAAUGUCUCAGAUGUGCCUGGAGCCCAAGCCAACCCUCCCUGAAAACCAAUUAUGGUAUAGAGCCCUAGCAACCAACAACAGGGCACCCCCUCAAGAUGGAUCUACCCCUUCCACACUGACUUUUCAGACAGAACUGGGACGACAAAGAACCAUGUGGCAACUGGGAAAGAGCAACGGCAAACAUCCUGAGUGAUGGAGACACUUGUAGGGACAAAGCCAUGAUGGCGAGAAGGAAGGGAGGGGAUUCCCAACUCCACAGUCACUUCUGGGACCCUCUGUAUCUCCUGGGGCUUGAGGAGGCUGAGAAGGUCUGAGAUGGUGUGAGAAGGUUGAUUUGAGAGCUAAACGUUCUCAUCCUUACUUGUUACCCCUUUGUUGUUGUCCCCACCAUCCUUCCUCUCCCCGCCGCCCCUGCAGCCCAGAGUUCACGGCCUUCCCCUCCACCCUGCCCCCUCCCCGCUCUACCCUUUGUCCCCCACUGGCCCUCAGCAAGAAGGAAAAAUGACAAAAAGGAAA